Messenger RNA from Cercocebus atys (sooty mangabey), 2147 nucleotides. RefSeq names its product cerebral cavernous malformation 2 (gene CCM2). The coding region runs from base 127 to 1740 and encodes 537 amino acids. Gene Ontology annotation, biological process: vasculogenesis; heart development. The record is from RefSeq and is a predicted model, not a curated record. The transcript is spliced from 13 exons. NCBI's taxonomy places the organism in Eukaryota, Metazoa, Chordata, Mammalia, Primates, Cercopithecidae.
CCGGGGCGGGCCGGGCGGGCCGCGGGAGCCGCACGCGGCGAUAUGGAAGAGGAGGGCAAGAAGGGCAAGAAGAGGGAGGGCUAACAUCUGGCCAUAUUUUUCAACAAAUUCAGAAGUGAAUAGAGAAUGCAUAGUAGCUGUCGGCAGAGGAGGAGGAACCAGAAUCUCUCCAAAGAAAUUCCUCAAACAGAAUUUCACACGGGGUAUUCCAUGGAGAAUGAGCCUGGAAUUGUCUCGCCAUUUAAACGAGUAUUCCUAAAAGGUGAAAAGAGUAGAGAUAAGAAAGCCCAUGAGAAGGUGACAGAGAGGCGCCCUCUGCACACUGUGGUGUUGUCAUUGCCUGAGCGCGUCGAGCCAGACAGACUGCUGAGCGACUAUAUUGAGAAGGAGGUAAAGUGGGAAGAAUCAGUGGAAGCCACAUGGGGAACCAGAACUCUUAUCGUACCCAGCAGUAACGAGGAAGGAGCCCUCCACGCAGGACGGCAAUAUUUAGGUCAGUUAACGUCCAUACCAGGAUACCUGAAUCCCUCCAGUAGGACUGAAAUCCUGCAUUUCAUAGACAAUGCAAAGAGAGCCCACCAGCUUCCGGGACACUUGACUCAGGAGCACGAUGCUGUGCUCAGCCUGUCUGCAUACAACGUCAAGCUGGCCUGGAGGGACGGGGAGGAUAUCAUCCUCAGGGUGCCCAUCCAUGACAUCGCCGCCGUCUCCUAUGUUCGGGAUGACGCCGCGCACCUGGUGGUCCUGAAGACAGCCCAGGACCCAGGGAUCUCCCCCAGCCAGAGUCUGUGUGCGGAAAGUUCCAGAGGUCUCAGUGCAGGCUCCCUGUCGGAGAGUGCAGUUGGGCCCGUGGAGGCAUGCUGCCUGGUCAUCCUGGCUGCAGAGAGCAAGGUUGCUGCCGAGGAGCUUUGCUGUCUGCUAGGCCAGGUCUUCCAGGUUGUUUACACGGAGUCCACCAUCGACUUUCUGGACAGAGCGAUAUUUGAUGGGGCCUCCACCCCUACUCACCACCUGUCCCUGCACAGCGCCAGCCACGUGACAUCUUCCACAGUCACAUCUUCCUUUGACUCUCAGCUUCCUCUGCAUUUCAGGACUCUUGCAAUCACAUUGAGCCCACCCAAAUUCUCCAGGGUCAUCUCCCUAUUUCAAGAUGACUCUUCUACAAAAGUGGACAUUAAGGAGACCUACGAGGUGGAAGCCAGCACUUUCUGCUUCCCUGAGUCCGUGGAUGUGGGUGUUGCGUCACCCCACGGCAAGACCAUCAGUGAGAGUGAGCUGAGCGCCAGCGCCACUGAGCUGCUGCAGGACUACAUGCUGACGCUGCGCACCAAGCUGUCGUCGCAGGAGAUCCAGCAAUUUGCAGCGCUGCUACACGAGUACCGCAAUGGGGCCUCUAUCCACGAGUUCUGCAUCAACCUGCGGCAGCUCUACGGGGACAGCCGCAAGUUCCUGCUGCUUGGUCUGAGGCCCUUCAUCCCUGAGAAGGACAGUCAGCACUUCGAGAACUUCCUGGAAACCAUUGGCGUGAAGGAUGGCCGCGGCAUCAUCACCGACAGCUUUGGCAGGCACCGGCGGGCCCUGAGCACCACAUCCAGUUCUACCACCAACGGGAACAGGGCCACGGGCAGCUCUGAUGACCGGUCAGCGCCCUCAGAGGGGGAUGAGUGGGACCGCAUGAUCUCAGACAUCAGCAGCGACAUUGAGGCGCUGGGCUGCAGCAUGGACCAGGACUCAGCAUGAUGGGCAGUGGAUCGGGGGGCACCCACACCUUCUGCACAGUCGUCGUAGGCCUUCCCAGAAGGAGCUGCCCAGACCUGCGUGUCAGCCCUUGGUUGGGGCCAGGGAGAGGCUCCAGGCGCAGGUGGCCCUGGGUGGCCCAGGUCCUCUACUGUGAAGGAGCAGGGAGCUGCCGAGGGACACGAGCCCCAGUGCGGGGUGGAAGGCUCUUUGCCUUGUCCACCAGGGCUCAGCCAAGCCCUGCAGCGUGUCCCCGCUCGGGGAGGGCCUGGUCGAGCUGGCAGGGAGAGCCAGUCCUGUCGGCUGGGCCCUUGGACAGCUGUCAGUUUUGCACAUGAUGUUCCUAUUGUAACUCUCAGAGACCUUAAAAAGUUUACUGCAAUGUGAAUAAUUUAAUCUCUGGUUGCCAA